UAACUGUAUUUUGAAAUAUUCCUACGAAAGAAAACACAAAGAUACUCUCUCUCUCUCUUCCACUUCUUCCACCUCCGCUGCACGUUGCAAAUUUGAUUAAUACCAUAUAUGUCCUCCUAUCUAUCCUCCUUAUUGCGCGGUUGUUGAUUUUGACGAAACGCCUAGUAAACGCUAGAAUCACUCUCUAUGAUAAUUUCUCAUAACCAGCUCAACUAAUAAAAACCGCGUUUCUGUUUCUGUUUCUGUUUCUGUUUUGGUUCCUCCGCAACCGCCAAACCAGCCGGUUUUUGGGUUUUGCAUUUCGUCUUCUGCACUCUCUCUCUCUCAAUCAUAUCGAAAUUGUUGUCUCUCAAUCCCAAAGCAAAACCCUAGACCAUGGCAGUUGACUACUACGCUGUUCUGAAGUUGACCCGGAACGCGAACCAGGAGGACGUGAAGAAGGCGUACAAGAGGUUGGCCAUGAAGUGGCACCCGGAUAAGAAUCCGGUCGACCACAAGGAGGCGGAGGCCAAGUUCAAGCAAGUAUGUGAGGCCUACGAUGUGCUCAGUGAUCCGCAGAAGCGUCAGAUCUACGACGUGUACGGCGAGGAGGGACUGAAUGAUGAGGUUGAGUUUGAUGUGGCGCCGCCGCCGCCGAGGAGGUCGGAGCCGGAUGAUAUUUUUAAUGAGUUUUUCGAGGACCGGAAUAGCUGGCAGAGGGCGUUUAAGAAGACUUGUAAUGGCGGCGGGAGUGGGAGGAGUCAGAAGAGCGGUGGUGGGAAGAUGGUUGCGGCGGUGGAGAGUAAGCUGGCGUGUAGUUUGGAGGAUCUUUACAAGGGGGCGAGAAGGAAAAUGAGGAUUUCGAGAACUGUUCCUGAUAAUUUUGGCAAGUCAAAGACAAUUGAGGAAACCUUAAAGAUUGAUAUCAAGCCAGGAUGGAAGAAGGGUACUAAGAUCACGUUUCCAGAGAAGGGAAACCAAGAACCUGGCAGCUCUGCAGCAGAUCUUAUUUUCGUCGUGGACGAGAAACCCCAUGAUGUGUUCAAGAGGGAUGGGAAUGAUCUUGUGGUCGAUCAUAAGUUAACUCUACUCGAGGCUCUCACUGGAACAUUCGUCAAUCUGACAACCUUGGAUGGAAGGGUUCUCCCUAUCCCAGUCAGGAACAUAAUAAAUCCUGGUUAUGAGGAGGUGAUCCCUAAUGAGGGAAUGCCAAUAUCAAAAGAUCCCACCAAGAAAGGAAACCUCAGGAUCAAGUUUGAUGUUGUCUUUCCAUCAAAGCUCAGCGCACAACAGAGAUCUGAUCUGAGAAGAGUGCUAGGUGAAGUUGAUAACUAAUUCAGAUCUUAUAAUUUUAACUCUAAUCGACAGUUAAGUUAAUCAAUCUGUAAAUAUGCAAUGUUUUGGCUGUUCAGUAGCAAUGUUGACCAUACUAGUGAAAUAGCUGUGUCCUAUUUCUUCUGCAAAUGAUGGAAAAUCCACUUGUACAAUGUCUUCUUUAUGAAUAAGGAAGCUUAGCGCAGCAGCUCCUUUUUGCUUGAA
Messenger RNA from Rosa rugosa (rugosa rose), 1518 nucleotides. RefSeq lists its product as uncharacterized. Gene Ontology annotation, cellular component: cytosol. The transcript has 2 exons. NCBI's taxonomy places the organism in Eukaryota, Viridiplantae, Streptophyta, Magnoliopsida, Rosales, Rosaceae. Bases 376 to 1314 code for a protein of 312 amino acids. The record is from RefSeq and is a predicted model, not a curated record. Gene Ontology annotation, molecular function: protein-folding chaperone binding.